AUGGGGGCACCUCAAACACCAGUUCGACAAGCACCUCGGAUGAAUAGGCAGAAUGUUGUACCUACACAAUCAGAGACAGAUUUAGUGGAGGAAGAAACAGUACACCAGGCUCAAAUACCCAGACCCCAACAAAACCAAGGUGUCAAGUUAGGAAUAGCGGGACGCCAGCCAAUGGUGUUAGUUGGUCGACAACAAAAUGCUGAUCAAAUUGUCGAUCAAUAUCGACAAUAUAUGGCAAUAGAAAACAAUUUAACUAUAAUUGUUGAAAGAACUAUGGGUAGGAAUGGCAUGAGCGCCACAUUACAGAGGCCAUUAUAUGCGUUUCCACUGGUUGAGUUUAUUCUCCAAAUCGAAUUACCCAAGGGAACAAAAGCACCUAAAUAUACUAAGUUUGAGGGUGGAUCUGGCGAAUCGAAAAUAGAAUAUAUUGCUACGUACCUAACUGAGUCAGGGGAUUUGGCUCACAAUGAGAAUCUAAGAGUAAAAAACUUCCCUUCUUCCUUGACUAAGGCAGCCUUUACAUGGUUCACUUUGCUGGCCCCAAAUACAAUUGAUCCAUGGGCCAAACUGGAAAAGAAAUUCCAUGAACAGUUUUAUGAAGGGCACUCCAAAAUUAGUUUGGCAGAUUUGUCAAGAAUCAAGAGGAGGUUCGCUGAGAGCAUCGAUGAUUAUUUAAAUAGGUUUUGA
This is a messenger RNA of Vicia villosa (hairy vetch), 687 nucleotides long. RefSeq lists its product as uncharacterized. Bases 1 to 687 code for a protein of 228 amino acids. The transcript has a single exon. The record is from RefSeq and is a predicted model, not a curated record. Lineage: Eukaryota; Viridiplantae; Streptophyta; Magnoliopsida; Fabales; Fabaceae.